AUGGCAGUCAAGGCUCCAUGGCUGGCUCUCUUGCUUCUGGUUUCCCUCUGGGGGCCGUCAGCUCCAGCCUUGCUUCUCAGGCGUCUGAGAGAACACAUUCAGAGGUUUCAGGAGAGCUCUAACCUCCAGCUGGGCUUUGGUCUUAGCCAGGGUCUUGUGACUGUCCCCAAACAAGGGUGGUUAGAGCAGCCACUGGAUCCCUUUAACGCAUCUGACAGAAGAACCUUCCUGCAGCGAUACUGGGUGAAUGACCGACACAGAACUGGCCAAGAUGCACCAGUCUUUCUGCACAUAGGGGGUGAGGGCAGCCUUGGGCCUGGCUCAGUGAUGGCAGGGCAUCCUGCAGCACUGGCCCCUGCCUGGGGCGCCCUGGUGAUAAGCCUGGAACACAGAUUCUACGGUCUGAGUAUGCCUGCUGGGGGCCUGGAUACGGCCCAGCUUCGCUACUUGUCCAGCCGCCAUGCAUUGGCUGACGUGGCCUCGGCCCGCCAGGCGCUCACCCGCCUCCUCAACGUGUCCGCCUCCAGCCCCUGGAUCUGCUUCGGAGGUUCCUACGCUGGCUCGCUGGCCACCUGGACCCGGUUGAAGUUCCCCCACCUAGUCUUCGCCGCCGUCGCCUCCUCGGCACCGCUCAGCGCCGUGCUGGACUUUCACGCCUACAACGAGGUGGUGGCCAGAAGCUUGACACAAGUGGUGAUAGGUGGAUCGCUGGAGUGCCUGGCGGCGGCCUCCGCAGCCUUCGCGGAGGUGGAGCGGCUUCUGCGCUCAGGCCCGGCAGCUCAGGCAGUGCUGAAGGAGGAGCUGGGCGCCUGUGGGUCGCUGGACCGCACUGAAGAUCAGGGAGAGUUGCUGGGGGCGUUGCAGGCGCUGGUGGGAGGCGCCGUGCAGUACGACGGGCAGGCGGGAGCUCCGCUGAGCGUGCGCCAGCUCUGCGGACUCCUCGGGGACUCCAGCAACGGCAGUCACUCCACGCCCUACCUCGGGCUUCGCCGGGCGGUGCAGAUAGUCUUGCGCAGCAUGGGCCAGAGGUGUUUAAGCUUUUCCCGGGCAGAGAUAGUGGCACAGCUGAGAACCACCGAACCUCAAGUGUCUGGCGUGGGGGACCGGCAGUGGUUGUACCAGACGUGCACUGAGUUUGGCUUCUAUGUCACCUGUGAGGGUCCUCCCUGUCCUUUUUCCCAACUCCCAGUACUGCCCUCCCAGCUCGAUCUGUGUGAACAAGUGUUCGGUCUCUCAGCUGCAUCUGUUGCCCAGGCUGUGGCCCAGACAAACUCCUAUUAUGGUGGCCAGACCCCAGGAGCCACCCAAGUUCUGUAUGUUAAUGGGGACACCGAUCCCUGGCAUGUGCUGAGUGUAACCCAGGACUUGGGCCCCUCUGAGCCAGCUCUUCUAAUUCCUGGGGCCUCCCACUGCUUUGAUAUGGCACCUGUGAGGCCUUCAGACUCUCCCAGCCUCCGCCUGGGGCGCCAGAGAAUCUUCCAGCAGUUACAGGUCUGGCUUAAAGCUACCAAGAAGAACCAGGAUUGAUGUGGGAUCUAAACUCUGCCCUUCCGCAGUCCCAAUGUGGCAACUGCCUCCUGGCACUUUUUCUACAAUGUGCGGAGGAAAGCAGCUGGGUUGGAGGAAGGAAGUUUCUAGACUUGGGACUUAGUGCCUGUUCUGCAUGUUCAUGCUCCAGUUGUCCUCAUUGCCACCUAGAAGUUGGCACAGAUCCGUGUGAGUGUAGGCGAAUGACUACUGGCCGUGUAGGCAUCCAUAGUCCAUAUGGUAAAUGUCAGGGAAAUACGGCUCUCCACGCUGGAGCCUUCUCCAAGGUCGGAAUCUGACUUGGAUUCUGCCCUCUUGCUUCUGGUCUGGGCACCUCCUUCACACGACUCUGCACUCCCCGAACUGAACUUGGAAUCACCAUGGAAACCACUCUGGACUGUGUGUGAGGACAUUUCCACCUAUGUGAUGCUGAAAAGACUCUCCUGAAGUGGUGGUAACAUCCCAUCCCUGAGGUCCCAACUGAAUAAAAAGGGAAGCUGAGCGCCAGCAUUCAUCUCUGCUUUCUGAUGUGGCCAUGAUGAGACCAGUUGUCUCGUGCCCCUGCCGCCAUACCUUUGCCACUAUGAUGGGCUGUAUCCCCUACUGUGAGCCAAAUCAAACCUUCCUUGCCUAAAUAUUUCUUAUUAGUUACUGGGUCGCAGCAGUAGGAAAUGGAGAGAACGCAGUCUGUUUCUGUCUUCCCAGUGUUUCUUCUCAGU
Messenger RNA from Alexandromys fortis (reed vole), 2246 nucleotides. RefSeq names its product serine protease 16 (gene Prss16). Gene Ontology annotation, biological process: proteolysis. Gene Ontology annotation, molecular function: serine-type exopeptidase activity; dipeptidyl-peptidase activity. Bases 1 to 1527 code for a protein of 508 amino acids. Gene Ontology annotation, cellular component: endosome; lysosome. The record is from RefSeq and is a predicted model, not a curated record. The transcript is spliced from 12 exons. Lineage: Eukaryota; Metazoa; Chordata; Mammalia; Rodentia; Cricetidae.